Molecule: messenger RNA, 864 nt
Organism: Adineta steineri
Lineage: Eukaryota; Metazoa; Rotifera; Eurotatoria; Adinetida; Adinetidae
Source: the annotation of a GenBank genome assembly
ACAAUGAAGUGAUCAUUUAUUUCUAACUUUUAGUUGUGGUGAUUCACCACUUCACUGUGCCAGUCAACAAAAUAAUACUUAUAGUGCUCUAUGUCAGCCACCAUGUGCAUCCGGUUUCUGUUGUUCGAAAUGGGGAUUCUGUGGUAAUACACCACUCCAUUGUGACAAUCAGCAGAAUGAUACUUAUAAUACUCUAUGUCAACCACCAUGUGCAUCUGGUUUCUGCUGCUCAAAAUGGGGAUUUUGUGGUGAUACACCGCUUCACUGUGCCAAUCAGCAGAAUGAUACUUAUAAUGUUCUGUGUCAACCACCAUGCGGACCCGGACUUUGUUGUUCAAAAUGGGGAUUUUGUGGUGAUACACCACUUCAUUGCACUGAUAGUGGCCGAUGUUCGCCAACAUGUGCACCUGGUCUUUGUUGUUCAAAAUGGGGAUAUUGUGGUAGUACAUCCGAAUAUUGCAACAAUAAACCUGAAGUUGGUGCUAACGAUACUUCACUCACUCGUGAACGAUUCGAUUGUAUAUUUGAUCAAUUAGAUUCAAGUGUUCGCGACAAACGUUGGCAAGGUCUUCAAGAGGCAUUACCGAUGGCACCAUUUCAAGCACAAAAUCGUGAUGAACUUAUAAUGUUUGUUGCACAUGUAUCUCAUGAAACAGAUGGCUUAAAAACUUAUGAAGAAUAUUGUGGACAAUCAGGUACAUGUGCUAAUGAUUAUCAAGAUUCCUGGUGUCCACCAGUACAAGCCGAACCUGGUAAACAAUACUACGGUCGUGGAUGGUUUCAACUAUCAUGGCCAUGUAAUUAUAAUGCGGCAGGGCAAGCACUUGGUGUUGAUCUUUUGAAAAAUCCUGAAAAAGUUGCUGA